CGUCGAAACGGACACCCUUAUAGCGACUAAACUUCGGGAGCAAGCCAUUUUGUUGCCGCACCCAACUCUGGUGCGUAUAGAUUUCCAAGUGCCUCUCUCCAACCAUCCAUAUCGAUCUCUUCGUCGCAGACUUUUCUCUCAAGGCGUAUCGAUUGCAAUCGCAAAUGAAUCUGGUAUUUCAACUGCCAAAUAGGGCCAAAGUGGUUCUUCCUGUUGGUUCUGAGAGCAUUGAUAGUAUUAAGAGGGUGUUAACAAAAAAACAGGCAAUACCUUUUGAGUCACAAGUACUCAUCUACAAUGGAUUUCGUCUCGAAGGCCAACGAGAUUUUGCGUCCUAUGGACUUGUGGAGGAAGGAUUUUGCGUCCUGGUUGAUGUUGUUGAUAUGCGAUUCAACGAGUGCAUUGCCGUUGUAGUAGAAAUUUCUAGACAGGGUCCUGUGUAUAUCCCAAUACGCGAUGAGUCUGUGUUGGAUCUAAAGAAGAGGAUUGAAGAACUAUCUGUCGCACCUCUGUCGAGUUCCUCUCAGGUCCUAUUUUUGAAUGAUAUUCAGCUGAAAGAUGAUCAAAAGCUUUCGUCUUAUAGAAUUACCCAUGGGUCCGUCAUUGAAGUGUAUGACUUAGAAUUACUGGCAGAUCCUUUUGAACCAUUGUCUACAGGCAGUGAUGGGCUUUCAACACAAUUAGGUAUAGUACCCGCAGCUGAAUCAGCCCCUUCGACGGAUCAUGAGAGAGUGAGAGUGACAAUAUUAAUCCGGGGGGAGGUUUCUCCACUUAGACUCGUAAUAGGCUGCAAUGAGAGCGUUUUUGAAUUGAAGAAGAAGAUCGAACGGUCCUGUAGUUCACAUAUGCCCAGUUGUUCGCAAGUUUUAUUAUUCGAAGGUGUUGUGUUGAAUGAUGGAAGUACUAUUUCUUCUUAUAGAAUAAGCGAAGAUUCGUACAUUCGCGCCUCUAAUUCGGCAGUCCCUCCGAGCAGUGCUGGACAAAUAUCAGCAGCACAACAUUCAGUAUUCGGCUCUGCUGAAUCAACUCAAUCUGCAAACAGAUUAGACGCGUUCCUCCAAAGCAACGAGCAAUCAAUAAAGCAUAUUGAGACCAUGGGGGUUAGAAUAUAUCGGUUCAGAGAACGUGAUGGAGCUCGAACUGAGUUUUCAUGGGACAAUAUGGGCGGAUAUGCUGACCUAAAACGAGAAAUAGAAUUUAUAAUGUUGACUCUGCAAAGUCACGAGGUGUAUGAUGCUAUUUCUCGUGAGACCAGGAAUAAAUUUGAAAGAAACCGACCACUAGCAGUCCUUUUUGAAGGGCCACCGGGUACUGGGAAGAGUUUGUGUUCUUCCAUGAUAGCCAAUCAAGCGGUUGUGCCAGUGCUCGAAGUACCGAGAGGCAUUCUCAUGCCAAGCUUUAAUGAUCACAGUACUCACUUGUUACGGGAAGUGUUUUCACUUGCCAAUGAGCAUCCCAAUGGUGCCAUCAUUCUCCUAGAUGGGUUUGAUGCCUAUACUGUCGCUCGUGAUAGUGAAACACGUGAAGCUACAAUAAUAAUUGCAUCAGAGUUAUCAAGACUGAUUAAAAGUAUCGAGCAGGAUAAAAAAGUGGUGGUUAUUGCGGCCACCAAUAGAAAACAAGAUAUCGUUCCUGAUAUUUUAAUUCUGUUUGAUAGGUGCAUUUCAUUUAAGCUACCUGAUAAUCAAAGCCGCCAGGAAAUAGUAGCUUUAUUUGCGAAGCACUUAAAAGAAGCUGAUUUAGUAAAUUUUGCUGCAAAUACUGAAGGCAUGUCUGGACGCGAAAUUAAAGAUCUGUGUCGGGAAAUAGACAUGGAUUGGGCAACAAAGAUCAUUCAACACCAAGGACCAGUGGUUGGGUCUCUUCCGCCUCUCCGAGAGUACCUUCAGGCGAUCAGACAAAGAAACCCCAAUGGUAUGAUAUUUUGGUAUGGUCUUUUGACUACACUAUUUAAAGUAGGAAGUUAUAUUGUAUGUAGAAGACAGUAAAAUGAAGGACGUGUCAUGGUUGAUAAUGAAGGCGACUUUGUCUAUAGGGAAUAUUAGACAUUCUGAGAAAGAGGGAGGAAAGGGGGUUUACACGGUCAAGUUGGCACUAAUAGGAACAUGUGUGAGGUCACUUGGUUCUUCUGUAUAUGGAUCCAUCAUAGCUGCAGAGGACAGGUGCCAUAUGUCUUUAGUUAGUGUUUAUGUAGGCCACCAAUGCAAGAUCCUUAGUUCAUCUGAAUUGUCUUGUCUAUGCUGAGAUCCACAAUUGAAAAGGCGCACAUUGACAAUCACCGAGCUUCAUGAAGCUCCCUUUGUUCUGCUGUCAACUAUGGUUAUGAUUUAAGUGCCACUAUUGCAUAUUGUCAUAUAGUAUGCUUGUGACCAAGAAUUUUAAAGCCAAUCUGAGUUGCCUCUUAUCAACCUAAAUUAUAAUCCUGUAUCUUUUGCACUGUUCUUGUCAGGGUCAGCACUGAAAUGGUCCAUGUAACAGAGGGUCCCACUGAGUGAUGUUCCCAGAUUGCUAAAACAGUGUUUCCCACAUUGUAAAUGCUGACUAUAUAUAUAUAUAUAUAUAUAUAUAUAUAUAUUUAUUGAUAAGUAAAAUUUUGCAAAAGAUGACUGCACAACUGUAGCAGAGUUGUUGCUUCCCAAGUAGACAGGAUGAAGGCAUGUUGAGUUGAGCUGAGAUAUGACCAUUUGGCUUACAUGGUUGCUAAGAAUUGUCAUCAAGGAAUCUGAAUAACUCUGGGUGAUUGGGGAAGAAACGCUUCAGGUAGGGUGGCAAUAUGUUACAAUCUGCUAAUAGGUGUCCCAGGUUUGCCAUUCAGGUAUGUGGGCUGAUUUCAGCAUUGGUUCUGGUCUUUGAAUUAUUGGGGCUUAUAGAUUGAAAUGCUAUCACUUAAAAGAAAUAGUUUCUCAUUCAUAAUACAAUCAAAUAUUCACUGCAUGCAUUAUCACUUUUAAUUUACACAAGUAACACAACUACUGUACCCAGGGACAUUAAUUACCAAAUACUAUUUGGAAAUGGGCCUAAAUGAUUUUCCUCUCCCCUCAAUUGCACUAUACAGUGUGUAAUAUUUUCCCUUCAUGUGCCAAAUACCCCUCCCUCAUCCUCAUAUAAAUACAAAGGAACUUGUAGGGCUGCAAAUUAAGUGAACUAAGCCAAGCUUUGCAUUGUUUGGAGUCUGCUCACCAAACUUGCAGGCUUUCUGAAGAUUGGAUUGUGUUUGGAUCGUGGUUGUUAAAACUGCGACCCAACUCGUAGGAUCGUACUAACUAGCAAGUUAGAUGGUCAAGUUUGUACAACUGUCUUUACUUGGAAAUGAGAGUUUGGAAGUGGUUCAAGUUUACUUGGAACUGAGAGUUUGGAAGUGGUUAAAGACUUCAAGUGGCUGUUGAGCUUAGACACUUGUUCUGAUGAUAAACAGAGAGGGGGAUGAUAGCUUUUUUAAACAACAAGAUAAUACUGAUUUGAUUCAUUUUAAAUAAUUAUCAAUAUCAAAUUAGAUUUCAUUUUCUUUGUAAGGAAUAUUAUGAUGUUAUUUAUUCAAUUUAUCGUGGAGACAUAAGUAUAUUUCAAUCGUUGUCUAAUGCUGCAAUAUAGUUUCUCUCGGAGAACUUCAUUCUGCAUCAUGAAUGAAUUAUAAUUCUGUAUCUUUUGCACUGUCCUUGUCAGGGUCUGAGUGCUGAGAGAAGACAGGUCAGCAUGAAUGGGCUUUUCCUAAAUUUGAGUAAUGAGCUGAAGCUGCACCAAGGAAAAUUUUCAACUAGUUUCUAAUAUGGUAGCAUUUUACUCCCUACUCCGAGAUUAUGCACUGCGGUUGUUUGGUAAUGUUUACCUUCCUGGUAAAACUCUUUUGUCAGGCAUGACAGUAAUUCAGUGCUAGCAUCAGAAAUAAUGAUAAUAACUUUUGUGGACCUCAGCUCAGUCGCAUUUUUUUUCGAGUGAUCCACAAAUUUUAUAUGCUGAUAAUUAGCAGCUUUGAAACAGAAGGAUUUGGUAGUAGAAUUUGGUGUCAAGAGUUUGUAUGAAAACAUAUAAAGGUAAUGGAGGAAUGUUGUCAAAUUCUUUUACUUAGUUGUUAAACUUAGAAAUAAUAAGCAUCAAAUUAUUUUACUUUUGGACCUUGAAAUAACUUCCUUAGUUGCAGGGACUUAGAACCUUUGGAACCUUGCUUCGACAUUUGCCAUAAAAAAAACCCAUACAAUAGACAGCCCUUAAUGGAUCAGGUAAGUUGUCAAAGUUAGAACAGGAAAGGAAAAAGUAUUUUUUCCUUAGGACAGGUCUUGAUUCAGGGUAAAAGGAAAAAGCAUGUUCCUAUCGAGCUGGACCAGUCUUGAUUGAUGACUUGUUAUUGUAUGGACUUGGUGAUAUAGGAUGCUUCAGGUGGUGCUAACAAAACAUCAAGCACCACAGAUAACCCCAUGGCUUAAAGCACACAGAUAGCAUCAUUGUUGUCAACUCCAUUUACAUGGAGAAAUUGUUAGAUGGUCCCAAUCUGUGACACAACCAAAUGUGUCAGCUUUAUUAGCUUUUUGGUUGCGUGGCAACUUGUGAUUGGCCGGGAAUAUUUCUCAUUUACAAGAGAGAUAACAAAAAAAUUACGUAAAUUAUUAUUAUUAUAAAUUUUUAGGAGAAUAUGCUUGUGAUUCGCAUCUCUUAUUUACUUUGUUAGUAAUUGCUACUCUAUUGUGCCUCUGGAAUCGCUGGUGGUAUUCUCCAAGUUCUUCCUAAAUUGACAUUCUGCUCAAUUAAGCCUUUAGCAAAUUACUAUUGCUUGUGCCAACUUUGUCAUGGCAAAUGAUUUGUAUUGUAUCCUAAUUCAUGCGGAAAUAUUGGCUUAUACUCACUCAGUCACGAAGAACUGAUUAAUCGACCAGGGAAAAAAACAAUUUUAUUUUUGGGUAAGGAACCAGGAAAUGCAAUAUUGUUCGUGCCUAGCCCACUUGUUUUGUCUUGUUAUAGAACUAGAACAUUGGAUUAUGUUUGUUUGUAAUUCAGCAGAAUGUUUCACGACCACAUGGCCCUAAUUUUUUGUAUGGAGGUAGAGAAAUGCUUUAAAACAUACAUAUUUUUUUUGUGGCCUUGCUUGUAUCAUUAUAGGAUUCUGACAAUAUAAUAUA
Molecule: messenger RNA, 5111 nt
Organism: Cornus florida
Lineage: Eukaryota; Viridiplantae; Streptophyta; Magnoliopsida; Cornales; Cornaceae
Exons: 12
Coding region: 165-1988 (607 amino acids)
Biological process (GO): proteasome-mediated ubiquitin-dependent protein catabolic process
Cellular component (GO): proteasome regulatory particle, base subcomplex
Molecular function (GO): proteasome-activating activity; protein binding; ATP binding
Source: RefSeq, a predicted model, not a curated record